Molecule: messenger RNA, 3299 nt
Organism: Budorcas taxicolor (takin)
Lineage: Eukaryota; Metazoa; Chordata; Mammalia; Artiodactyla; Bovidae
Gene: DCBLD2
Product: discoidin, CUB and LCCL domain containing 2
Exons: 16
Coding region: 1-2340 (779 amino acids)
Source: RefSeq, a predicted model, not a curated record
AUGGCGAGCCGGGCGGUGGUGAGAGCCGGGCACAGCCCUCAACGUUUCCUAGUCCGGGCCGCGGUCGCCGCCCCCGCCCGGGCCGCGCUCCCCCUCUCCCGCUCCUACCCCCUCCCAUUUCGCUCCAACUCCUCCUCCACCUCCUUCCCCAGGCCUCUGUUCCUCCUCCUCUUACUUAUCCUGCUCCUGCUGCUCGAGGACGCCGGAGCCCAGCAAGGUGAUGGAUGUGGACAUACUGUACUAGGUCCUGAAAGUGGAACCCUGACGUCUAUAAACUACCCACACACCUACCCUAACAGCACUGUUUGCGAAUGGGAGAUUCGUGUAAAGACGGGAGAGAGAGUGCGCAUCAAAUUUGGUGACUUUGACAUCGAAGAUUCUGAUUCUUGUCACUUUAAUUACUUGAGAAUUUACAAUGGAAUUGGAGUUAGUAGAACCGAAAUAGGCAAAUACUGUGGUCUGGGGUUGCAAAUGAACCAUUCAAUUGAAUCAAAAAGCAAUGAAAUCACAGUGCUGUUCAUGAGUGGAAUUCACGUUUCUGGACGAGGUUUUUUGGCUUCAUACUCAGUUAUAGAAAAGCAAGAUCUAAUUACUUGUUUAGACACUGCAUCCAGUUUUUUGGAACCUGAGUUCAGCAAGUACUGCCCAGCUGGUUGUCUGCUCCCCUUUGCUGAGAUAUCAGGAGCCAUCCCUCAUGGAUAUAGAGAUUCGUCCCCGUUGUGCAUGGCUGGUGUGCAUGCAGGCGUCGUGUCAAACACUUUGGGUGGCCAGAUCAGUGUCGUAAUUAGUAAGGGCAUCCCAUACUAUGAAAGCUCCCUGGCUAACAACGUAACGUCUGUGGUGGGACACUUAUCUACAAGUCUUUUUACAUUUAAGACAAGUGGUUGUUAUGGAACACUGGGCAUGGAAUCUGGCGUGAUCGCUGAUGCUCAAAUAACAGCAUCAUCUGUGUUGGAGUGGACGGACCACACAGGACAAGAGAACAGCUGGAAACCUGAAAAGGCCAGGCUGAAAAAACCUGGACCUCCUUGGGCUGCUUUUGCCACCGAUGAAUACCAGUGGUUGCAAGUAGAUCUGAAUAAGGAAAAGAAGAUCACAGGCAUUGUGACUACUGGCUCCACCAUGGUGGAGCACAAUUACUACGUGUCAGCCUACAAGAUUCUAUACAGUGCUGAUGGGCAGAGGUGGACUGUGUACAGAGAGCCUGGUGUGGACCAGGAUAAGAUAUUUCAAGGAAACAAAGAUUAUCACCAGGAUGUGCGUAAUAACUUUUUGCCACCAAUUAUUGCACGUUUUAUUAGAGUGAAUCCUACCCAAUGGCAGCAGAAAAUUGCCAUGAAAAUGGAACUGCUCGGAUGUCAAUUUAUUCCUAAAGGUCGUCCUCCAAAACUUACUCAACCUCCACCUCCUCGGAGCAGCAAUGACCUCAGAAAUACUACAACUCCUCCAAAAAUAGCCAAAGGUCGUGCCCCCAAAUUUACUCAACCACUACAACCUCGAAGUAGCAAUGAAUUUCCUACACAGACAGAGCAGACAACUGCCACUCCUGAAAUCAAAAAUACUACCGUAACUCCAAAUGUGACCAAAGAUGUAGCCUUGGCCGCGGUCCUUGUCCCUGUGUUGGUCAUGGUGCUCACCACUCUCAUUCUCAUACUAGUGUGUGCUUGGCAUUGGAGAAACAGAAAGAAAAAAACUAAAGGCACCUAUGACUUGCCAUACUGGGACCGGGCAGGUUGGUGGAAAGGAAUGAAGCAGUUUCUUCCUGCCAAAUCAGUGGAGCAUGAGGAAACCCCAGUUCGCUACAGCAGUAGCGAGGUGAACCACUUGAGUCCAAGAGAGGUCACCACCAUGCUGCAGACUGACUCUGCAGAGUACGCACAGCCACUUGUGGGAGGAAUUGUGGGCCCCCUCCAUCAGAGGUCUACCUUUAAACCAGAAGAAGGAAAAGAAGCAGGGUAUGCUGACCUCGAUCCCUACAGCUCCCCAGUGCAAGAAGUUUACCACGCCUAUGCAGAACCACUGCCAGUGACCGGGCCUGAGUACGCAACCCCAAUCGUCAUGGACAUGUCCGGGCACCCCUCAGCUGCAGCUGGCCUGCCCUCAACUUCCACUUUCAAAGCUGCAGGGAACCAACCGCCCACUUCGGUGGGAACAUACAACACUCUCCUCUCCAGGACCGACAGCUGCUCCUCGGCGCAGGCCCAGUAUGAUACCCCGAAAGGUGGGAAGCCGGGCCCCAGCGCCCCGGAUGAACUGGUGUACCAGGUGCCGCAGAGCACGCAGGAGGUGUCAGAAGCAGGGAAGGAGGGUGAAUGUGAUGUUUUUAAAGAAGUCCUUUGAAGGUGAUGCUGCUUUUUACAACGCAUCAUUUUAAAGCACAUGGCCUUUUUUUGUUGUUGUUGUAUUAGUGGUAGAACGUAUUACAUAUCUGUCACGGAUGUGGUCGGGGGAAGUGUGAUGACCGAGGUACAAAAACUACUAAUCUUACCAUCUUGCUUUAAAAGGGUUACUGUGGCAGUUACUGCUUGCCUAUGAAAUUUUAAACAUCUUGUUUGUUACUACUGUAAAACACUAUUUUAUACAGAAAAGGCUCCCUACUAUGCACUUCAAAGAAAUUUAAAAUCACUGAGUAUUUAUUACUGAUGCUGCAGGUACAUUGAUGAACUCGAGAUGGCUCUGUAAGCCUUUUUGGCAAUAACGCAUGGUACUGUUCUUAAAGUGUCUAAUGGCUUGAAAUUCAGCAAUUUGUGAAAAGUGGGUACUAUUGUGAUUUCUUCCUCUUCUAUUCUUGUAUUGCUUUCUGAAUUUAAAAAAUAUAUAUUGAUAUAAUCAUUGUUUUGAUUGCAGCAUUAUAUAUUUAUCCAUCUUUCCUUAGGAAGAGCUGUAGCUGGGAAACUGACCUGUAGUGAGCAGAGUGAUUUUUCACUUUCUGACACUUCAAUGAACUUAAACAUUUCAUAGUACAUGACCUGGUCUCAUCCCUUGCUUGUUCCACCUGGGGCCCUUGGUGGCCUGCCCCAUUCUCAUCUUUAUAAAUGUCUGAGUUUUUUUCAGUGGGUGAUGCUUGCUCUAUCAAUCUCAUUAAUUUAGACCCCCUAGUGUCUUCAUGCGGAAACAGGAACAAUUUUAUAAAUUAAAAAAGCUAUAAAGGAGAUCCUCUGCUCCAGACUUUAUUUGCAAUGGAAUUCUUCCUAGGAGAGUGUGAAAAGUUAAGGACUUUUAAACGUGAACACUGUAAACAAUACCCACUUAAUAUUUCUCAACAUGAAAAGCAAAAUUAUUCCUCAGGAAUCGUAUAA